AUCAAAUUAUCAACUAACAAAAAUGAAAGUCAUUGGCUAUUCUCGCAUUCUAAUAAUCUUGGCAGUCCUUGUAGGUGCUCUUGUUGUUCUCUCCAAAGCUCAAGACGGCAACCAAGAUUAUGUAAACGCUCACAACCAGGCACGAUCCCAGGUAGGCGUAGGCCCCAUGCAGUGGGACGAGGAGAUUGCAGCCUACGCUCGGAGAUACGCAGAGCAACUAAAAGGCGACUGCAAACUCGUACACUCCAAUGGGCGUUACGGGGAGAACUUGGCCAAGAGUAGCGGUGACUUCUCUGGCGUCGCUGCCGUGAACUUGUGGGUUAAUGAGAAGGCUAACUACAACUACGAUUCAAACACGUGCAAUGGAGUUUGCGGUCACUACACUCAGGUUGUUUGGAGAAAUUCAGUGAGAGUCGGAUGUGCAAAAGUGAGGUGUAAUAAUGGUGGAACCAUCAUAAGUUGCAACUAUGAUCCUCCAGGGAACUAUCCGAACCAGAAGCCUUACUAAUGUGUAACCAUGCUGCAGCUGCACACACAUAUAAAACACGUACGUACCAUAUAUAUAGAAAUAUUACAAUAAGGAGCUCUGUUACGGCGUAUGCAGAAUUUGUCUCAAUAUUUAUUAAAUAAUACAAAUAUGGAGCUCAUGUCUCUUGGUUCAUGUCAAUAUUAUAUUAUAUUAUUGAUAUAAAAAAGUUCCCAAUA
This is a messenger RNA of Camelina sativa (false flax), 705 nucleotides long. The record is from RefSeq and is a predicted model, not a curated record. Lineage: Eukaryota; Viridiplantae; Streptophyta; Magnoliopsida; Brassicales; Brassicaceae.